UUAACGAUGCACAGUGAUGCUGAUCCACUGAAAGCGACGCGUCAGACCAGAGCAUCCUUCAAAAACCUGCACAAUACUCUUUAUCUCCUAAACUGACCACAUGUUCUCUUCUGUGGAUUGUUUUGUUUUGAAUCUAAAAUUCCGAGUGGUAAAACACUAGUAUUGUUUUUGGGUGAAGGAAUUAUUUUUGUGUCCUUUGGCACUCCAAACGCCAACAGAUUGUGUUCGGUCUCCUCGUAAAGGGUCACUUGGGAGAAUCGGUUCACUUUUGACUCACUUGGAAGAUUCGUGGACUGCGGACGUUUAAUUGAAUAGGAUAAAAGGGCGAACGACUGUUUAUGCGUUUCCAUCCUCAUAAAAACAGAUCACAACGGACUGUUGCUGCAAGGACUACCACAGAGAAAGAACAAACAGUGAUUGAAACUCGAAACAUGAGUUGCGCAAUGUUGCGACACGCACUCUCCGCUUGGCUCUUGGCAUUGCUGUGGCAAGGGCCCAGCAGCGCUCAGGCAGCCGAGUUCGGCCAUGUGCCCGACAACAUUACCGUGCUGGAAGGAGAAAGCGUCAUUUUGAGAUGCAAGAUUGAUGAGGAGGUCACACACAAGGCGUGGUUAAACCGCUCCAACAUCUUGUUUACGGGCACAGAUAAGUGGUCCCUGGACCCCCGCGUUUCUCUGGUGAACAACAACAACAGCGACUUCUCCAUUAAGAUUGAGAGAGUGAUAGUGGCUGAUGAGGGACCCUACACGUGCAGUUUCCAGGCCAGAAACCAGCCCCGUACGGCCCACGUCUACCUCAUCGUCCAUGUGCCAGCCCGGAUAGUGAACAUCUCACAGGAUAAAUCGGUAAAUGAAGGUGAUGAUGUUAACCUGUUUUGCCUGGCCGUAGGCAGACCGGAGCCGACCGUGAACUGGAAGGACUUCAAAUACGGUCUCAUGAGUGAAGGGGAAUUUCUGGAGAUCACGGAAAUCAAACGGCACCAGGCAGAGGAAUUUGAAUGUGUCACCAACAACAACGUUGGGCCGCCAGACACUCGUCGCGUCAAAGUCACCGUCAACUACCCACCAAUAAUUACAGAUGUGAAGAACAUGCCCGCCCAGCUGGGAAAAACUGCUAUUUUACGUUGUGAAGCAAUGGCCGUGCCCACUGCAACCUUCGAAUGGUAUCGGGAUGACCGACGGCCGAUAGAGAGCGAUGACUCGCUAAAGAUUAAAAACGAGAAAACACGCUCCCUGCUGCUUUUCACCAACGUCACAGAAAAACACUUUGGCAACUACACCUGUUUCGCCUCCAACCGCCUUGGGGCUUCCAACGCCAGCAUGCUACUCUUCAGGCCCGGGGCAGUGUACGGUGGAGGGGUGUCUCUGCACACCCGUUUAUCAGGGGUCGGCCUCUGGUUCUGCCUCUCCGUUUCUGUUCUGAUGAAAGUCUAAAACUUUCCCAUCUUGGAAGGAGUCUUUAAAUAUGAACCCAUCACUGUGAACAAAAUGAAAUUAUGCAUUAAUCCAGGAGCCAUCGCUACAUCACCUUGGUCAUACCUUCUCGUCCAAUUUCCUCUCCCAUUAACGCCCGGUGGCAUAUCACUGCUUCAUACCCUCUGCUGUGUUCAACGCUGGUCACCUUUAACGUCCAAACCUGAUAUAUGAUGCAGAUUAUUUGAAUGACAAGUGUAUGAGUAACGUAUGAAAAGUUUGUGAACAGCUCGUUAUGUCUUGAUGUGCGUGCUGGACAUGCUGUUUGUGUCUUGUGGGUUGUAAAUCCGUGAAUGUAACAGUGUUGAUAAUGAUGGUUAUGGUGCUCUAGAUCAGGUGACCCUGUAGAAGAGGUUUGUGGCAGUUCACCAGCGGGUCCAUUGGCCGCUGAAUUUCAGAUCUGAAUGCAGAGAUCUGAAUGAAUGGUGGUGCAUUCUGACAUACGUAGCUACUAUGAAUGAUGUCAAACCACAUCCUUUCUUGCAAGGGUUAGAGGAAUGGGCGUUCAUCUUGGCCCCUUGUUUGCUUUCAUUUUGGGGUCUCGACCCAAAGGCAAACAUCUGACUCUUGUCCAGCCCUCAUACAGUCCUCAGUCUGUCUAUUGGUUCAUUACAAAAAUUGUUGGUCCUUCACCCUCAGUGUAAAUAUAUAUGCAGUAUAGACGCCCCUCAUUCCAGUGAUAAAAAGUACAUUUCCCAUCAGCCUGUUUCAGCCUUUUUGGCUUGGAUUAUAUUGCUGCCUUCAAGUCAAGUUGGAAUGGUUGUAUUUAUGAGAUAAGCGCUCAUAUGCCACCACAGUGUCAUAAUUUCCAGUGGGACACUUGGAAAUUUAGCCCAGGACUUCGCGAUUUGGGGGUGUGUCAAAAGAAUCAUUGCGUAAAUGAAUUGGUGAACGUACAUGAAUGCCACCAUAAUGUCAUGAUUACCAAUUCGGAAACGUUGGAUUUCCUUUAAUCCCCAACUUUCUGUGUUGGGGGCAUGUCAGUUAAUGAAUCUUUGCAGAAACUAAUUGGUGAACGUACAUGAACGCCACCAUAAUGUCGCAAUUACCACUUCAGAAACAUUGGAGGUUAUUUCAGGCUCAACUUUCUGAGUUGGAAACGUGUCAAUAAAAGAAUCGUUGUGCAAACUAAUUAGUGAAUGUACAUGAACGCCACCAUAAUGUCAUGAUUACCAAUUCGGAAAUGUUGGAUUUUCUUUAAUCCCCAACUUUCUGAGUUGGGGGCAUGUCAAUUAAUGAGUCUUUGCAGAAACUAAUUGGUGAAUCCACAUGAAUGCCACCAUAAUGUCUUAAUUGCCACUUUGGAAAUGUUGGAUUUUCUUUAAGCCCCAACUUUCAGAGGUGGGGCUAUGUCCAUAAAAGAAUUGUUGAUUCCCACAUGAACGUCACCAUAAUGUCGUAAUUACCACCUCGGAAACGUUGGAUUCUCUUUAAGCCCCAAAUUUUUGAUUUGGGGGUGUGUCAAUAAAAUAAUCACUGGAAACACUUAAUAAUAAUUUUCCAUUUGUUAACAUUAGUUAACAACCUUAGUUAACACAAGCUAACAAUGAACAAUACUUUUACAGCAUUUAUUCAUCUUAGUUAAUGUUAAUUAAAACAUACUAAUACAUUUUUUUAAAUCAAAAGUUGUAUUAGUUAACAUUAGUUAAUGCACAAUGAACUAACAUGAACUAAUAAUGAACAAUUGUAAGAUUAAUAAAUUCUGUAAAAAUAUAUAAAUUGUUAAUAGUUUGUUCAUGAUACCUAAUGCUUUAACUAAUGUUAACGAAUGGAAUCUUAUUGUAAAGUGUUACCGAAUCAUUGAUUCCCACAUGACCGCCACCAUAAUGUCGCUAUUACAACUUCAGAAACGUUGGAUUCUCUUUAAGCCCCAACUUUCCGAGUAAGGGGCAUGUCAAUUAACGAAUCAUUGGGGAAACUAAUUGGUGGACACACAUGAAUGGCACCACAGUAUUGUAAAUAUCAAUUCGUUUCUCUGUAUUUUCUUUAAACCAUGAUUACCAUGUUGGGAGCAAGUCAAUUAAACAAUCAUUGCAGAGGCAUUGAAUUUGCAUUGAUCGUAAGAAGUAAUUGUAAUUAUGAAUGUUGACUGUACAGUUUAGUUUGGGACUAUUUUGGGUGCUGUAAAUAAAAAACAGCAUUUAAACUUGCCAGAAAUACUAGACAUUUUGCUGGCUUUUGAGUCAACAUAAUGCAUAAAUCGCACUCCUGAUGCAAAUCUUUUGCUCUUCGUUUUGUUGCACUAGUGCUAAAAAAGCUUUCUGUGUUUGUCGGAUAGUAGAAAAGAAGGAAAUAUGAAAUAGCUCAAAUGUGUCCAUUUUAUUCUGACCAAAAUCCCUUGAACGCACAUCAUCAAUGCGAUUUUUGAACUCUCAAGUAUGAACUUUCCAAGAGGACUUGAAGGCAGCAAAAGUUUCUGGUGUCUCCUGCCCUGAAGCAGAUCAUCAACUUGUUGCUUGUGGAUAGCAUGUACCGGUUAGAAAUGUCCCUCUUGUGACCUCACUUCCUGCACCAACCCCUGUUUUAACCCCUGCACUGUGUACAUUUUAAUCUGCAAGGUUAACUGCUAUUACUUUUUUGGUGUUAAUAAUGAUGAUAAUGAUGAUGAUGACAAUGUUAAUAAGUAUUGAAUAAAUAUGAUAGUAAUUUCAUGUGAGAAAAAAAAAAAAAAUGACAGAGCUGAUCGCAAGCCAUGUGUGUGAAAAUAUUUUGUACUAAAAUCAAUCCAUUGAAUGGCAAACGUGUUUUUCAAGUGAUGUGCUCUGUUUUACCAUGAUAAACUUUUUUAAAAUGGAAGUUGUUGGACCGAGUCGACUUGUCCAUAUAAAGGCUGGGUGAACUUAAUUUUUCUGUCAGCAUUUGACCACGAACCCAUAUGGAUGCAUUUGAUUUAUGCACACUAUGUUUGAUGUGACUGUGCAGAUGACGAAAUGUACGUCACUUAUACUUUGGCCUUAAAAAGACCAAACGAGAAAAUGUAAGAGCGCUUACACACUAGAGAAAGCUAUGGUGGAGCGUUAGAUGGAUAGAAAUGUGUAAGAUCUGUUUAAGAACCAGUUAGUUUGAAAUCAAGUGGUAAUACAGUGAAUUGGAUUUCCAAAAGCACAACUGGACUCGCCUGUCUGAAGUUCUCAUUGGUCAGUGGAUGCUCACAUCGGGGGGCAUUGCAGCAAAAGUUUCUUAACUUUUGGUCGCGUGACGUAGCCUCACUUUCACGAAACGUGGGGUUUUUCCUCUAUGUCUUUGCGACUUGCCAUCCCUGUUGAAAUCAAUGGUUUGCUGCAUUCUCUGACACAGCGUAACUCUAGUGUGUAGGCCCUAAUAUAAUUUCAAAUGUGUAUGUAUUCUGGUGUUUUGUUUUUUUUUUCAUGCUGUUGAUGACUGUAAUGUAUUCUGCCGUAAUGAUGUCACGCUCAUUUCUGGUUCGGUGACAUAACCAAACCUAAAGUAUUCUGCAAUUACAUGCCAAGAUCUUAGUCUUAUGCUGCAUUCUAUUCAAAGUCGGAUGUCGGAUAUUCCUGCUUUAUGGUCGGAACUAAAUUGACUGUGCUCAGAAGAUAAUGCCGUUAGUUCCCUUUGGCGCAAGUCCCGUCCUACGGUUCAGCGAUAGGAUUAACGCUCGAACCGUCAUAUCCUGCCAGAAUGUGAUGACGGCAGGGAAGUGGAGCUUACCCCUUACAGCAGGACGGGUCCUAAA
Messenger RNA from Myxocyprinus asiaticus (Chinese sucker), 5169 nucleotides. RefSeq names its product igLON family member 5-like. Gene Ontology annotation, molecular function: cell adhesion molecule binding. Bases 339 to 1433 code for a protein of 364 amino acids. The record is from RefSeq and is a predicted model, not a curated record. NCBI's taxonomy places the organism in Eukaryota, Metazoa, Chordata, Actinopteri, Cypriniformes, Catostomidae. Gene Ontology annotation, cellular component: cell-cell junction. Gene Ontology annotation, biological process: cell-cell adhesion. The transcript is spliced from 8 exons.